Catharus ustulatus (Swainson's thrush) is the source of this 6165-nucleotide messenger RNA. Its product is annotated as dedicator of cytokinesis protein 9-like. Gene Ontology annotation, biological process: positive regulation of GTPase activity; small GTPase-mediated signal transduction. NCBI's taxonomy places the organism in Eukaryota, Metazoa, Chordata, Aves, Passeriformes, Turdidae. Gene Ontology annotation, molecular function: guanyl-nucleotide exchange factor activity. The record is from RefSeq and is a predicted model, not a curated record.
CCGGCGGCCGCGCCGGGAGGGCUGCGGCGGCCCCGCGCCGAGGGAGGGAGCGCGGAGGCAGCAGCCAUGGCACUCGUGGCUCCGGAGACUCGGAAGUUCACGCGGGCGCUGAGCAAGCCCGGCACGGCGGCCGAGUUGCGGCAGAGCGUCUCCGAGGUGGUGCGCGGCUCCGUUCUCCUGGCAAAACCAAAGCUUAUAGAACCAAUAGACUAUGAAAAUGUUAUCGUUCAGAGGAAAACACAGAUUUUGAAUGAUCCUCUACGUGAGAUGCUACUGUUCCCUUAUGAUGACUUCCAGACAGCAUUACUGCAACGGCAGAGUCGAUACAUUCGUUCAACAGUUCCUGAAAAUGCAGAGAAAGAAGCUCAGAGCCUGUUUGUAACUGAGUGCAUCAAAACCUAUAAUUCAGACUGGCAUAUUGUUAACUAUAGAUAUGAAGAUUACUCAGGAGAGUUUCGACAGCUUCCAAAUAAAGGGACAAAGCCAGACAAGCUUCCUGUUCAUUUAUAUGAAGUGGAUGAAGAAGCAGAUAAAGAUGAGGAUGCAGCAUCUCUUGGGUCUCAGAAAGGUGGAAUAACAAAACAAGGAUGGCUGUACAAAGGGAACAUGAACAGUGCAAUCAGUGUGACAAUGAGAUCUUUUAAAAGAAGAUUUUUCCACUUAAUCCAGCUUGGUGAUGGAUCCUAUAAUCUCAAUUUCUACAAAGAUGAAAAAAUAUCAAAAGAACCUAAAGGAUCAAUAUUUCUAGAUUCGUGCAUGGGGGUGGUUCAGAACAAUAAAGUCAGACGUUUCGCAUUUGAGCUCAAGAUGCAAGACAAGAGUAGUUUCCUUUUAGCUGCAGACAGUGAACUUGAAAUGGAGGAGUGGAUAAACACUCUGAACAAAAUCCUUCAGCUUAACUUUGAGGCUGCAAUGCAAGAAAAAAGAAAUGGCGAGUCCCACGAAGAUGAUGAACAAAGCAAACUGGAAAGCUCAUCAAGUAGUUUUGAUAACUACUAUCCUGAAAUUGCCAAGAGUACCAGAGAAGCAGAAAUCAAGCUGAAAACUGAAAGCAGAGUUAAACUUUUUGCCUUGGAUCCAGAUGCACAGAAACUUGACUUUUCUAGUAUUGAACCAGAAGUGAAGCCAUUUGAAGAGAAAUUUGGAAAAAAAAUUCUUGUAAGGUGUAAUGAUUUAUCUUUUAAUUUGCAAAGCUGCGUUGCAGAAAAUGAAGAAGGACCGACAACAAAUGUAGAACCUUUCUUUGUCACACUGUCACUAUUUGAUAUUAAAAACAACAGGAAGAUUUCAGCAGAUUUCCAUGUUGAUUUGAACCACGCCUCAGUAAGACACAUGCUGUCCAGUGCAUCUCAACAAAUGAUGAAUGGCAGUGGUGAUAGCUUACACAGAAUUCAGGACAUCCAUGAAACUGUCUUGCAAUAUCCAAAGCAGGGAAUAUUCUCAGUCACAUGUCCUCAUACUGACAUUUUCCUUGUGGCUAGAAUAGAAAAGGUAUUACAGGGAAGUAUUACACAUUGUGCUGAACCGUAUAUGAAAAGUUCAGAUUCGUCAAAGGUUGCACAGAAAGUUUUGAAGAAUGCUAAGCAGGCAUGCCAGAGAUUAGGUCAAUACAGGAUGCCUUUUGCCUGGGCAGCUAGGACAUUGUUUAAAGAUGCCUCAGGAACCCUGGACAAAAAUGCAAGGUUUUCUGCUCUCUUCAGACAAGACAGUAAUAAGCUCUCAAAUGAAGACAUGUUGAAAUUGUUAGCAGAUUUCAGGAAACCUGAAAAGAUGGCCAAACUUCCUGUUAUUUUAGGAAAUCUGGAUGUUACAAUUGACAAUGUGUCACCAGAUUUUCCAAAUUACGUUAACUCAUCAUACAUUCCCAUGAAACAGUUUGAAAACAGUACCAAGACACUCACAGCAUUUGAAAUAGAGGAGUUUGUUCCCUGUAUACCGAAAUGCACUCAGCCUUUUACCAUCUACAACAAUCAUCUUUAUGUUUAUCCAAAGCAUUUAAAAUAUGACAGUCAAAAGUCUUUUGCAAAGGCUAGAAAUAUUGCAGUGUGUGUUGAGUUCAAGGAUUCUGAUGAAGAGGACUCUUUGCCUUUGAAGUGUAUCUAUGGUAGGCCUGGUGGACCAGUAUUUACUAGAAGUGCAUUUGCUGCUGUUCUGCAUCACCAUCAAAAUCCAGAGUUUUAUGAUGAGAUUAAAAUAGAAUUGCCCACUCAGUUACAUGAAAAGCACCAUUUGUUGUUCACCUUCUACCAUGUGAGCUGUGAUAAUUCAAGCAAAGGGAGUACAAAGAAGAAAGAUGUCGUUGAAACACAAGUUGGGUAUUCAUGGCUUCCUUUGAUAAAAGAUGGAAGAGUGGUCACCAAUGAGCAACAAAUCCCAGUGUCAGCAAAUCUUCCAUCGGGCUAUCUUAGUUAUCAAGAAGUGGGUGUUGGAAAGCAUUCUGGUCCUGAAAUUAAAUGGGUAGAUGGAGGCAAACAACUGUUAAAAAUAUCCACUCAUCUGGUGUCAACUGUGUAUACACAGGACCAGCAUUUACAUAAUUUUUUUCAGUACUGUCAGAAAACAGAGUCUGGAGCUUGCGCACUGGGAACUGAUCUUGUAAAAUAUCUUAAGAGCCUUCAUGCUAUGGAAGGCCAUGUGAUGAUAGCUUUCCUGCCAACUGUUCUAAACCAGUUGUUCAGAGUUCUCACCAGAGCAACUCAAGAGGAAGUUGCUGUCAAUGUGACAAGGGUUAUUAUCCAUAUUGUUGCUCAGUGUCAUGAAGAAGGCCUGGAUAGCUACCUGAGAUCUUAUGUGAAGUAUGCAUAUAAAGCAGAACCCUACGUUGCUUCUGAAUAUAAGACAGUACAUGAAGAGUUGACAAAGUCAAUGACAACAAUUUUAAAGCCAUCUGCUGACUUUCUUACGAGCAACAAGCUGCUUAAGUAUUCAUGGUUUUUCUUUGAAGUUCUGAUAAAGUCAAUGGCUCAACAUUUGAUAGAAAACUCUAAAGUGAAGCUGUUGAGAAACCAGAGAUUUUCUGCCUCCUUUCAUCAUGCAGUGGAAACGGUUGUUAAUAUGCUAAUGCCACACAUCACUCAGAAGUACAGAGACAAUCCAGAGGCCUCAAAAAAUGCAAACCAUAGCCUGGCUGCCUUUAUUAAAAGGUGUUUCACUUUUAUGGAUAGAGGCUUUGUUUUCAAGCAAAUCAAUAACUACAUCAGCUGCUUUGCCCCAGGAGAUCCAAAGGCUCUUUUUGAAUUCAAAUUUGAAUUUCUUCGUGUAGUCUGUAAUCAUGAACACUAUAUACCUUUGAAUCUACCCAUGCCAUUUGGAAAAGGCAGAGUUCAGAGAUACCAAGACCUUCAACUGGACUAUUCAUUAACUGAUGAAUUCUGUAAAAAUCACUUCUUGGUUGGACUGCUUCUAAGGGAGGUGGGCAAUGCCUUACAAGAGUUCAGAGAUGUGCGGCAGAUUGCCAUUAGUGUGCUCAAGAAUUUGAUGAUAAAGCAUUCUUUUGAUGAUAGAUAUGCUACCAGGGGCCAUCAGGCAAGAAUAGCCACCAUGUAUUUGCCACUCUUUGGUCUGCUCAUAGAAAACGUUCAGCGGAUCAAUGUGAAAGAUGUGUCUCCAUUUCCUGUUAACCCUUCCAGCAAUAGCACAAAGGAUGAUGCGCAGAUUUUGCCAACUGCAAGUCAGUUAGUAACACCACAAAAAUCAGGAAACACAUUGGAUAACAAUCUUCCUAAAGAUCUAUUUGGUGUUAUCUCUGGCAUUGCUUCCCCAUAUACCACAUCAACUCCAAAUAUUAAUAGUGUGAGGAACGCUGACUCAAGAGGCUCUCUUAUAAGCACAGACUCAGGAAACAGUCUCCCAGAAAGACACAGUGACAAGAGCAAUUCUCUUGACAAGAACCAACAGAGCAGCACUUUAGGAAGUUCUGUUGUUCGAUAUGACAAACUUGACCAAGCAGAGAUCAAAAGCCUGCUCAUGUGUUUCCUUCAUAUUUUAAGAAGCAUGUCAGAUGAUGCAUUGUUUACUUAUUGGAACAAGGCUACAAAAUCUGAACUCAUGGACUUUUUCACGAUUACAGAAGUGUGCUUACAUCAGUUCCAGUACAUGGGAAAACGAUACAUAGCCAGGAACCAGGAGGGGUUAGGAUCCAUAGUUCAUGAUCGAAAAUCUCAGACAUUGCCUGUUUCCCGUAACAGAACAGGAAUGAUGCAUGCCAGAUUGCAGCAGCUGAGCAGCCUGGAUAACUCUCUCACUUUUAACCACAGCUAUGGCCAUUCAGAUGCAGAUGUCCUUCACCAGUCUUUACUUGAAGCAAAUACUGCCACUGAAGUUUGCAUUACAAUUCUGGACACUCUGUCAUUAUUCACAAUGGCUUUUAAGAAUCAGCUACUGACUGAUCACGGACAUAAUCCACUGAUGAAGAAAGUAUUUGAUGUAUACCUCUGCUUCCUUCAAAAGAAUCAGUCUGAAACAGCAUUGAAAAAUGUAUUCAGCUUAAGGGCACUUAUUUACAAGUUUCCCUCUACAUUUUAUGAAGGUAGAGCUGAUAUGUGUUCUGCACUGUGCUAUGAAAUUCUGAAGUACUGUAAUUCCAAGCUGAGUUCAAUUCGCAAUGAAGCUUCGCAGUUACUGUACUUUUUGAUGAGAAAUAAUUUUGACUACACAGGGAAGAAAUCUUUUGUUCGAACACAUCUGCAAGUUAUUAUUUCAGUAAGCCAGUUAAUUGCUGAUGUGGUUGGAAUUGGAGGAACUAGAUUUCAGCAGUCUCUUUCCAUCAUCAACAAUUGUGCCAAUAACGACAGAAUUAUUAAGCACACUACAUUCCCUUCUGAUGUUAAGGAUUUAACCAAACUUCGUACAGUACUGAUGGCUACGGCUCAGAUGAAGGAACAUGAGAAUGAUCCAGAGACUGUAGACCUCCAGUACAGCUUGGCAAAGUCUUAUGCUAGCACACCUGAACUGAGGAAGACAUGGUUAGACAGCAUGGCAAGGAUCCAUGUUAAAAAUGGAGAUCUUUCAGAGGCAGCAAUGUGCUAUGUCCAUGUAGCAGCACUGGUUGCAGAAUAUCUCACACGAAAAGGGAUGUUUAGGCAAGGUUGUACUGCUUUCAGAGUAAUCACACCCAAUAUUGAUGAAGAGGCUUCAAUGAUGGAGGAUGUUGGAAUGCAAGAUGUUCACUUCAAUGAAGAUGUGCUGAUGGAAUUGUUGGAGCAGUGUGCUGAUGGACUCUGGAAGGCAGAACGCUAUGAACUCAUUGCUGAUAUAUAUAAACUUAUCAUUCCCAUUUAUGAAAAACGGAGAGAUUUUGAGAGGCUUGCUCACUUAUAUGACACCCUUCAUCGAGCGUACAGUAAAGUUACAGAAGUUAUGCAUACAGGCAAGAGGCUGCUGGGGACUUAUUUCAGGGUGGCAUUCUUUGGACAAGCAGCGCAAUACCAGUUUACAGACAGUGAAACAGAUGUUGAGGGUUUCUUUGAGGAUGAAGAUGGAAAGGAAUAUAUCUAUAAAGAGCCUAAACUCACACCUCUUUCAGAAAUUUCGCAAAGACUCCAAAAACUCUACUCUGACAAAUUUGGAGCUGAAAAUGUAAAAAUGAUUCAAGAUUCUGGCAAAGUAAAUCCUAAGGAUUUAGACUCAAAAUACGCAUAUAUUCAAGUUACACACGUAAUUCCAUACUUUGAAGAAAAGGAGCUGCAGGAAAGAAAAACAGAUUUUGAAAGGACUCAUAACAUUCGUCGCUUUAUGUUUGAGAUGCCCUUUACUCAGGGUGGUAAAAGACAAGGAGGAGUAGAAGAGCAGUGUAAGCGACGGACUAUUUUGACAGCUAUACAUUGUUUCCCAUAUGUAAAAAAGCGCAUUCCAGUGAUGUACCAGCACCACACCGAUUUAAAUCCAAUUGAAGUAGCCAUUGAUGAAAUGAGUAAAAAAGUUGCAGAGCUUAGACAGCUUUGCUCUUCAGCUGAAGUAGAUAUGAUCAAAUUGCAGCUGAAGCUACAGGGAAGUGUGAGUGUUCAGGUUAAUGCUGGUCCAUUAGCAUAUGCAAGAGCUUUCUUAGAUGACACUAACACCAAAAGAUAUCCAGAUAAUAAAGUAAAGCUCCUAAAAGAAGUUUUUAGGUAUGGAAUGGAAGGUUUGGGAUUUCUUGGUGAUGGGGGAAGGGAAGAAAAAAACUGA